AUGGAAGAGAGAGCUCGCAUUCCCGUAAGCCUGCCUCGAGCAAAUCCUACCACAUCAUAUUGGCAAGAUCCACCAGAUGAGAUAGCGAAUCUGCAGAGCACAAAAAAUUUGCCAAAAUUUGCCGACUAUAUCAUCAUUGGCAGUGGCAUCAGCGGUGCAGCCAUAUCCUAUAACUUGACCAAGAAACAACCAAACAGCUCCGUCUUGAUACUGGAAGCAAGACAGGCAUGCAGUGGAGCCACAGGUCGAAAUGGUAACUUGAGCUCGGUCAUGCAACAUGCAAGCUAUCGCAGCUUCCUUGAACACGAAGCCGAGUACGGCCUCGAGGACGCCAUCAAGAUUGCUCGCCUCGAAUACGCCAAUAUCAGAGAAACUCACGCCUUGGCUCGCGACCUGAACAUUGAUUGUGCAUCCAUGCCCUGCGACACCGUAGAUAUUGUUUAUGAUGCAACAAACCUCGCACGAGGAAAGGAAGCCAUUGCCAGAAUGCAAGAGACCAUGGGGCCAGAUGACCCGGCGGCAGAGUAUAAAAUCAUGUCUGCCGAAGAGGCANAGGCAAAAUAUCAUACACCUGAUGCUUUGGGAGCAUUCGUGUAUGAAGCAGGGAGUGUCAGUGCAUAUCGCUUCACCAUAGGACUGAUAAAGCAUUGUCUCGAGAGAGGUGUAAAUUUGCAGACCAACACGCCAGUUGAAGCCAUCAAGCCAGUCGAGAACUUGAACCCAAAGGCACCGAGAUGGAUAGCAAAGACACCGAGAGGCAAUGUCGAGACUGCCAAUUUGGUGCUUGCGACGAACGGGUACACUGCGCGUUUGUUGCCGGAAAUGCAAGGUAUCAUCGUUCCUCUGCGCGGACAAAUCACUGCACAGAGACCAGGGUCCAGAUUGCCUGGCUUGGAUACGACUUACUCUUUUACCUAUGCUCAGGGGUACGAAUACAUGAUUACUCGACCAGCGGGUACUUCGGAUGCCGGCACUAUCAUCAUCGGUGGUGGACUUGGAAGACUGCCCAAUGCAGGUGCGUCCGAGUAUGGAAACACUUUGGAUACAGAGUUGAAUGAGGAGAUCUCAACCUACCUUUAUGACUGCACAGCAGGCUACUUUGACGAUAACUGGGGUGAAGACGCGAGCGAAGGAAGAAUUAUCAAGGAAUGGUCGGGGGUAAUGGGCACGAGUGCUGAUGGAUUGCCAUAUGUGGGAGCCAUGCCCGAGAUGCCAGGAGUAUUCAUCUGUGCCAGCUUCAAUGGCCAUGGCAUGGUGAUGUGUCUCAAGUCGGCAGAGGCACUGGUUGACUUGAUGAAAGGUGGUAGAGACGUAGAGUGGUUUCCAAAGGCGCUUUUGGUGACUGCUAAGAGGUUCGAGAAGACGUUUCAGGGGAGGUUGGAUAUGCGUGCGCCUGGUGAGGCUCUGUUUGAUCGAUCGACUGUAGACAAGUGA
Molecule: messenger RNA, 1434 nt
Organism: Aureobasidium vineae
Lineage: Eukaryota; Fungi; Ascomycota; Dothideomycetes; Dothideales; Saccotheciaceae
Source: the annotation of a GenBank genome assembly